Molecule: messenger RNA, 909 nt
Organism: Scophthalmus maximus (turbot)
Lineage: Eukaryota; Metazoa; Chordata; Actinopteri; Pleuronectiformes; Scophthalmidae
Gene: nudt2
Product: nudix (nucleoside diphosphate linked moiety X)-type motif 2
Exons: 3
Coding region: 141-587 (148 amino acids)
Biological process (GO): ATP biosynthetic process; AMP biosynthetic process
Molecular function (GO): bis(5'-nucleosyl)-tetraphosphatase (asymmetrical) activity
Source: RefSeq, a predicted model, not a curated record
CCCGACACUACUGCAGUUUCACAAAGCGGAACUGUUUGUCUCCAUAGGGCGCCGGACCCAUUUCUUAGCACACCACUGUGCUCCGCUGUCCCCGGGCCGGUGUGAAACAAAACAGAGAGCGACAGUGAAGAAGACCGGCGAUGGCGCUGCGAGCGUGUGGCUUCAUUGUGUUCCGUCUGGCCAGCUGUAGUCCCCCACCGGACAACAUCGAGUACCUCCUCCUGCAGACGUCGUACGGCGCACACCACUGGACCCCACCCAAAGGUCACGUGGACCCGGGUGAGGAUGACCUCACCACAGCCCUGAGAGAGACCGGGGAGGAGGCGGGGCUGGGGGCAGAUCACCUGCGGGUGAUUGACGGCUUUGUGCAGGAGCUGCACUAUGAGGUGCGUGGCCGACCCAAGGAGGUGCUGUACUGGCUGGCGGAGCUGAGAGACCCGGGGACAGCAGUGACUCUGUCUGAAGAGCACCAGGACUAUCGUUGGGCCCGGCUGGAGGAGGCCUGCGCUCUGGCACAGUACAAAGACCUGCAGGACACACUGAGGGUAGCGCAUAGACAUUUAGAGGCUCGAGAGGACAAACACUGAUGUGGCGGGGUGUAGACGGUGCAAAGGGGAUACAAAGGAAAGAUGACGCGUGUCAAUCACCCUACGUUGGUAUUCAGUAUGAGAGUACUGCUUUUUAUUCACGCAAUACAACGGUGCUGUCGCUUUCUGCUUUAACUGUUUGUCUUUGUUCAAAUACUUUGUCUCUAGUGAAUCAAAGAUUGAAAUACGGAUUCAAUAUUAGUCACUGCACAAAAAUUUGAUUAUCAAUGUCUUUGAAUCUCCUUAGUCACGUAUAACAUGAUUUAAUGCAUAAAUGCUGCUGAUUUGACUGUAAAUAAACAAACUCUUGGAACAAACUAAA